This is a messenger RNA of Drosophila virilis, 1128 nucleotides long. It is a transcript of the gene regucalcin, whose product is annotated as regucalcin. Lineage: Eukaryota; Metazoa; Arthropoda; Insecta; Diptera; Drosophilidae. The record is from RefSeq and is a predicted model, not a curated record. Gene Ontology annotation, molecular function: calcium ion binding; gluconolactonase activity. Gene Ontology annotation, biological process: L-ascorbic acid biosynthetic process.
CAGCAUAAGCAGCAGCAGCAGCAGCAGCAGCAAAAUACAAGAGAUGCAGCCAAAAUUAGCCCAAUUAGUCACAUUCAUUAUUUUAGUUGGAUUCUCGGUUCCAACGAUGUCUUACAAAGUGGAGCCACUACCCGAUUCGUAUGCCGGUCUGGGCGAGGGUCCGCACUGGGAUGAGGCCAGACAGAGCCUGUACUUUGUGGAUUUAGAAGCAGGCAGCCUCCUGCGCUACGACUACAAGCAGAACAAGACGUACAGGACGCAGAUCGAGGGCGAGACACUGGCCGGCUUUGUGCUGCCCGUUGAGGGCAAUGCCCAGGAGUUUGCUGUCGGCUGUGGACGUCGCGUCGUGAUCGUCAACUGGGACGGUGUGUCGCCGUCGGCGAAGGUGGUGCGCACUCUGUUCGAGGUGCAGUCCGAAUUCAAGGCGAAUCGCUUAAAUGAUGCCAAAACCGAUCCACGGGGUCGCCUCUUUGCCGGCACCAUGCGCUACAUUGGCGAUGAGUUCGAGCAUCGUCACGGCGAGCUGUACAAGUGGGAGGCCGGCGGCAGUGUGUCGGUGGUGAAGAGCGAUGUCGGCAUUUCCAAUGGUCUUGCCUGGGAUGAGAAGGCCAAGAAGUUCUACUAUAUCGAUACCACCGAUUAUGAGGUCAAGUCCUAUGACUAUAACUUCGAUACUGGCGUCGCCAGCAAUCCCAAGGUAAUCUACAAUUUGCGCAAGACCAGUCCCAAGGAUCAUAUCCUGCCCGAUGGCAUGACCAUUGAUACCGAGGGCAACAUCUAUGUGGCCACAUUCAAUGGCGCCACCAUCUACAAGGUCAAUCCAAGCACCGGCAAAGUCCUGCUGGAGAUUAAGCUGCCCACCAAGCAGAUCACUUCGGUUGCCUUCGGUGGACCCAAUCUGGACAUUCUAUACGUGACCACCGCAGCCAAAUUCAACCAGCCCGCGCCAGCUGGCACCACCUACAAGGUGACGGGUCUCAAUGCCAAGGGCUAUCCCGGCGUCAGCCUAAAGAUCUAAGCACACGCACAAUCACAUACUUAUAAUAAUUAUGGCACUUCAUGUUUUUCUCUUGUUUUUUACCCACACAAUUAUUAUCGAUCUAACUAAAUAUCAAAUGACACACGGUG